This is a messenger RNA of Haliotis rubra (blacklip abalone), 1351 nucleotides long. RefSeq names its product galactoside 2-alpha-L-fucosyltransferase SEC1-like. NCBI's taxonomy places the organism in Eukaryota, Metazoa, Mollusca, Gastropoda, Lepetellida, Haliotidae. Gene Ontology annotation, molecular function: galactoside 2-alpha-L-fucosyltransferase activity. Gene Ontology annotation, cellular component: membrane. Bases 102 to 1145 code for a protein of 347 amino acids. The record is from RefSeq and is a predicted model, not a curated record. The transcript has a single exon. Gene Ontology annotation, biological process: carbohydrate metabolic process.
AAGAUUACAUUUGUAAUAUAUGACGGUGUCAUACUACAUUACAUUACAUUGUUAUAUUAAUGCCGUCUGGGUUCUAAUCAUAUAAAAACAAAAGUCACACAAUGGCUCUGAAACUUUACUUCAUGCUUGUAAUCAUGUUUAUGUUGACAGUGAUUUUGGUGUUAAUUCUUCAUCAAGGUAGUCUAAAUCCAGAAAAAUAUAUUUUCAAUCAUUCUGAAAUGCAUAAUUGGACUCGGAAACUCAAAGUUUCAUCUGGAUAUCUUAACACAACUGGACCACGCUGCAACAAUAAGACGCUUCCUGAUGAAGUCGCCAGGAACGUGUUUUCAAGAUGGCGAACAACCGCGCCACAUGACAACACUCUAACAGUGUCACUCCGUGGUCGCCUAGGAAACAAUAUGUUUGAAUAUGCCUCAUUGCUCGGAAUUGCUGUCAGUACAGGAAAACAGCCUCUUAUUCCAAAAUCAAACCAACUCAGUAGACUCUUUAACAUAUCUUUCAUCGGGGACAUCCGCAAUCAGACUUGGACUCUGGUUUUUGAGAGACAAUAUGGCGCUUAUGAACGCAGGCUCCUUACACUGCCCGGUGGAAAUGUCAAAGUCUGGGGGUUUCUUCAAUCAUGGAAGUAUUUCAACUCCAUCAGAGCCUCAAUAAGAAAACAGUUCGUCUUCAGAAAAAAAUAUAUCGACCUCAGUGCGCAGUGUUUUCACAAUUACACAAAUACGCAUAAAAACCGAACUAAAAUCGGGAUUCACGUUCGACGCAAAUACAUGAGAUCUGGGAGUAAGAUAGGCUAUCUGGCUGCGCCCUUGUCGUAUAUUAAAAAGGCUAUUGCUCAUAUGAAGACAAAGUUACACAACCCACUGUUUCUUAUAGCUACUGAUGACAAAACUUGGUGCAGAAAAUAUGUUGUUUCCACGGAUAUAAUACUCAUGGAAAAUUCAGAUGCCCUUGUAGACUUUGCGACCUUGACCUUGUGUGACCACAUGAUAAUGACUGCGGGGACAUUUGGAUGGUGGGCUGCCUGGCUUGCAGACGGGUACACCGUAUAUUACAGAGAUUUUCCCAGACCAGGAUCAGAGUUAGCUAGAGGCCUCAUAAAGCAAGACUACUUUCUGCCCCACUGGGUUCCUCUUGGUGCUUGAUCAGACUCAUUUGCUGCCACUCGAAUUGCCUGACUGGUUUUGUUGUUUGUGUGGGUGUUGUUUUACGCCGCACUCUAUAGUUGUUGUGUCUGCAGCUUGUUUGUGUCGUGGUGCUCAACCCGAAAAACGUGAAAACGAAUAACACGGGAAAUAUGUCUCCAUAUUUCACCUAAACACAUCAAGUGUAUGUGAUCAUUUAUAUUUUG